AUGCGUUCUUCAUUCUUCGCUGUCGCUGCAGCUGUAGCAGCUGUCAAUGCUCAAGGAGCUCAGCCAGCACCAUCUUCGACUGUUGUCGCAGAUCCCGGCACCCUUCCUCUCGGUGCCGAAUGUGCACGCACUGAGCAGUGCGCUGGAGGAGCUCAAUGCUUCGCCAGCAACUUCAUGCAAAUUACUUCUUGCGGCAAGUUCAACGCUGCAUGUGAGAAUGACUCCCAAUGUGCUACCAACACCUGCAACAACGGCCUUUGCAAUGGCAUUCUCGCCUCUUCUCUCUGGCUUAUGCCUACCUCGACUAGCCAGAGCUUCUCCUCUGCAUCCGCCAUGUCGACCUCUACACCCCAAGGAGCUCUCCCCGCUCCUUCAUCCACUGUAGUUGCAGCACCCAACUCUCUCCCUCUCGGCGCCAACUGCGCGAACUCAGAGCAAUGUGCUGGAGAUGUUGAGUGCUUCGCUUCCAACUUUAUGCAAAUCACUCAAUGUGGUAAAUUCAAUGCUGCAUGCAAGAACGACUCUCAGUGCGCAACAAACACUUGUAACAACGGUCUCUGCAAUGGCUUCUUGGCUUCGUCCGCCUACCUCGCCAACACUGCCUCAUCAACUCAGCAAUCUGCCUCUGCUGCUGGCACCGCCACUGCUGCCACCGGUGGCAUUCAGCCCGCUCCAUCCUCCACCGUCGUUGCAGCCGCCGGAUCCCUUCCUCUGGGUGCCGAGUGUGCUUCCACCGAGCAAUGUGCGAACGGUGCUGACUGUUUCGCCUCCACUGCCUGGCAAAUCAAGUCUUGUGGCAAGUUCAACUCUGCCUGCACUUCCGACUCCCAAUGCGCAACCAACACUUGCAACAAUGGCCUUUGCAAUGGCUUCCUCGCUUCUUCCGCAUACCUCGCCAACCAAGCAUCUUCCACCCUCAGCACUGCCGCUUCUUCCUCCACCGCUUCCGGCUCUUUGAUCCCUCUCGGCAAAUCCUGCAAUGCCACUUCUCAGUGCCAGAACGGCGCCGAAUGCACUGUUUCCUCUGCCUACCAGGAGUUUGCUGCAGGCAUGGUCUGUGGUCCUUACAACGCCACUUGCUCGUCUUCUUCUCAGUGCAGCUAUAACUCUUGCUUCAAUGGCAGAUGUACUGGUGUUCAAGGAUAUGAGUACUCCACUUCCACUGCUGUGAUUAGUGGAAAGACCACUAUUGUCGCCGGUACCGCUGUUCCUGUUGCCAGCUCUGCUUCUUCGGGACUUGCUGCUGCUGGUAAUGCUACUAGAAGUGCCACUUCUACUCUUGCAGCCUACACUGGUGCUGCUGGAAAGGUUGGCGCUGAGGCUGGAUUCGCCGCUGCGGUCUUGGGUGCUGUUGCAUUCUUGUUGUAG
Aureobasidium pullulans EXF-150 is the source of this 1368-nucleotide messenger RNA. RefSeq lists its product as uncharacterized. NCBI's taxonomy places the organism in Eukaryota, Fungi, Ascomycota, Dothideomycetes, Dothideales, Saccotheciaceae. Bases 1 to 1368 code for a protein of 455 amino acids. The record is from RefSeq and is a predicted model, not a curated record. The transcript has a single exon.